Messenger RNA from Actinia tenebrosa (Australian red waratah sea anemone), 4114 nucleotides. RefSeq names its product ubiquitin carboxyl-terminal hydrolase 8. Lineage: Eukaryota; Metazoa; Cnidaria; Anthozoa; Actiniaria; Actiniidae. The record is from RefSeq and is a predicted model, not a curated record. Gene Ontology annotation, molecular function: protein binding; cysteine-type deubiquitinase activity. Gene Ontology annotation, biological process: protein deubiquitination.
UCAAAAUAAACAGGUUUUCCUGCGAUUGUCAGCGAUGAAGAUAUUUUCUGCUGUAAAAUAACGACUUUAAAAAGCCCGAUCGUCGGGAUUUUUAGUCUCAUAAAAUAAGUAAUCAUGCCUUCUUCGAAAAAGACGGUUUUGAAGGAUCUUCAUAAAGCGAAUUCUGUUUCUGAGCUGAAUACGAUGGCAGAAAUUAAGACUGAGAAAAAUACGAGCUUGAAUCUAUUGUGUAAAUCUGCCGACAAGGUGUUCCUCAAAGCUCAAGACUUUGACCUAAUCAAUGAUGAAGAAAUGGCCUAUAUUUUCUUCAUGAGAUAUUUUAAUAUCUUGACUCAAAUAAAGAAGUCAAAUAAAUACAAGAAAGAUAAGGCUCACAUUGACAAACUUCUUGGGGAGACAAAACCAAGAAAAGCUAUCAGUCAAGCUGAAAAACUGCAAUCAAGUUUAUUAAAAAGGUAUGAGGAAAGGCAAAAGAUGAAAGAAGAUGAAGAAUUAGCUAAAAAGCUUCUUGCAAGAGAUUCAAAGAAACAGGAAGAAAACCAACCAAAAGAAUCCAAGAAACAUGUCAAACCGUCAAGUGUGAAUGAUGAUCUAGAUAGCCUUCUGGAUGGUCCUGCAAAUGGUCCUGCUAUAUCGUCACCUUCAGAUAUAUAUCAAAAGCUAAAGGUGAAUCACUCUUCUAUCUUAACUCCUGAAGGGUCAGAAUUAUCAAAUGGUCUCCAUGACACAAACACACUCAUUCCACACUUGUCAAGAACACCACGCUCUUUGACGGCAGAGCAGUUGUAUUCACUUACAAAGACAGUCGCUUCUUCAGAUAUGUUAAUCUUGGACAUCAGACCCAUGAAGGAGUACACAAACAACCAUAUUCACCAUGACGCUAGCAUCAAUAUACCAGCAGAGUAUUUAGAACAUGGGGUGUCAGUAAGCAACAUUGACAGACGGAUCCCAGAGAGAACAAGACUCAUUUGGUGUCAGAGGGGAACGAGGAACCACGUGAUAAUCCUUGACAAGUGUUCUAAAGCAAAUGAUAUCUCACCAGCUUCAAAACUCUAUCAGUUUAAGGAGGCCAUCUUUAGAUAUGAUUCCAGUUGUACUAUGAGAAAUGAACCUUUCUUUCUUGAUGGUGGUUUCGAUGACUGGUUGUGGCACUACCCUUCAUUGGCUACCAAGCCAGAACUGCCAGUGAUUUCUUCACAUUCAAAGUUGAAUGAAACUAUUGAUGUGUCAGCCCUUGAUUUCCCUGAAAUCCCAGAUGAAAAGAAAAUAGUACCCACCCCUCCCCCCAUGGAAACUCAGAUUAAACCCUCGGURAAUGAAAGAGAUAUCUCUAAACAUGAUGACAUGUAUCCUAAAGAGUCGGAUGUUAAACGCAUGGCUAAUGGAAAUCUAGGGCAGGCUAGAAAUGAAAUAUCUCAGCCAGAGAGAAAAGACAGAUCUUUUGAUCUCAAAGAUGGACCUGAUAGUUCACUACAAGAAAGCCGACCUCAAAUAUCUGGACACCCAACAAUACCAAUGAGCCAACAACCUCAAGUACCUGGACACCCAACAAUACCAGUAACCCAACCUCAAGUUCCUGGACACCCAACAAUACCAAUGAGCCAACAACCUCAAGUACCUGGACACCCAACAAUACCAGUCAGCCAAUCUCAAAUAUCUGGACACCCAACAAUACCAGUCAGCCAACCUCAAGUACCUGGACACCCAACAAUACCAGUAUGCCAACCUCAAGUACCUGGACACCCAACAAUACCAGUCAGCCAAUCUCAAAUACCUGGACACCCGACAACACCAGUCAGCCAAUCACAAAUACCUGGACACCCAACGGUACCAAUAAGCCAGCCUUACAUAGCACCAAGUAGCCAAAGUCAGCUUUCUGCAUCAAACAAUCCUCCUUCAUUUUCCAGUGGACAGACAGUCACUUCUGGACAAGGGGCUACAACACCUUAUUCGCUGCCAAGAGGGGUACAAGGAAAUGAAUGUAAAACAACUCCAGGGCUCCCCCCUGGUUGGGAGAAAUGUUUCGAUAAGUCAAGCAAUAGAGUGUUUUAUAAGAACCAUAAUACACACACAACUCAUUGGAAUAUACCAAAUGCUACUCCUGAGAAACCACAAGUACAAAACAUCCCUAAACAACAACCAUCAACACCACCACAACCAACCAUACCAAAACAGACACCAUUACAACAACGAUCAUCUAUACCUGGUCAAACACCAGCACCACAACUGUCACAAACACAACCACAACUGUCACAAACACAAGCAAUAAUACCAAAGCAACAGACACCACAACACCACACAAGUACAUCUAAUAAUCUACAACAACCACACACCAAACCACAACCAAGUGUACCAAAACAAGAACCGUCACAAUCUUACCGAGGAGAUAAACCUCCUUCUGGACAAGCAGUAAAAUUUAAGUCAGGUUUGCGCCGAUCAUUAUCUUCACCAAAUUUAGCAAAGCUGGAGGAUGAUGAACCACGAGUGGACAGAUCUUCAAAACCUGUUGAACCGGUUCAACCUGAUAUAAGAAGACCUGCUUUUAAUAGAAAUGCUAAACCACGAACGACCCUUAGGCUUGAAUCACUGAAUCCAGUUUCUGGUGGACUUGGGUUUGGUCGGACGGGACUUCGUAACCUUGGUAACACAUGUUAUAUGAACUCUGUAUUACAGUGCCUGUUUAGUACUGCACCACUUUCUGCAUACUUCAUAUCAGGUGCAUUUAGAGAAGACUUGAAUACCAAAAAUCCCAUGGGGACUAGGGGUUACCAAGAAGCCUUACUUACCUGCUCCAGAAGAUGAUCUUGAUCCAAGAGCAGCAGCAGAAAUAGCGUGGGACAAUCACAAGAAGAGAAACGAAUCCAUUAUGCUACAAUUGUUUGAUGGUCUGUUUAUGUCUACUGUACRCUGCUUGACUUGUGGCAAAGAAUCUGUAACAUUUGAAACGUUUUCUAACCUCACUCUACCCCUGCUGGCAUGUAGUCAAUGCUCAUUAAAAAACUGCCUGGAGCUGUUCACUCGUCCAGAGAAGAUGUCUGGUGAUGACAAGUGGUUUUGUCCCAAGUGUAAACUUCACAGAGAAGCAGUCAAACAGUUACAGAUAUGGCGCCUUCCUCCGAUACUCAUCAUUCAUCUGAAAAGGUUUCAGUAUGAUGGCAUGUGGAGGCAGAAGCUGCAAACAAGUGUUUCAUAUCCUCUCAGAGAGCUUGACAUGUCGGAUUACGUCAUAGGUCCAAAGAGCUUAUCAUAUAACUUAUUCAGUGUCUCUAACCAUUACGGCACAAUGCAUGGGGGCCAUUACACAGCAUUUUGUAUCAAUUCACAUGACAAACGAUGGUACAAGUUUGAUGACCAGCUUGUCACACAAAUUUCAAAUCCCAAUAAUGUCGUGACGUCAGCAGGAUAUCUUCUAUUUUAUACUUCACUUUCAUUCACACCACCAAAACCAUUUAAAUAAACAGCUGCAUCGCAGUGGACCUUUUUCGCAUUACGUAUUGGGGUCUAGUUUGGGUACAAACACUGUUUGUUUAUCUUGCCUUAUUCUUGGAGUGCAAUCACAUGACGUAAAAUCCAUGGAGAUAUAAAUAACAAUGAAACAGCUGCCAUGUUGGUUCAUCUAUCAAGAGAAGCUAAUGAGGAAUGCUAUGUUAUCGUCAACCAACAUUUGCAGCCAUGACGUAACAUGCCCCUAUUAAGACCAGAAUGCAUCAUUUAUAGAGUUAGAUCAUAGAUCAGUAUUCAUUCUAGAGUCGGCAAUGAAACUUACCAUGCACUUUUUUUCAGAAGGAAACACUUCUUUGCAGCCAACCAUUUUAUGUGGGCUUAGCCUCAAACUCAGGAGUUUGUUUGGUUAUUCUAAUUUCUGUUUUUAUUUACCAAACUUAGAAGCGAGGCUAAGUCUGCAUACACUGGAGUUUUAAGAGUGGUCAAUAAUGAUGGCAGUGGUUGUAUAACCAAAUUAAUGUAAAGUGACAUUUGGAGGCUGUAUUUCAGUUAAAUGUUCACUAAGAAUCAUGCGUGGGAGUACAGAGGGACAUACUUAAUAGUAAAUUCCUUCAGGACCUUGCUCCGUUUACUAAAAGGUGUUUAAUAAAGAUAUCACUGUACCAAUAUA